AAAUCAACUCGGCGUGGAGUGCAGAAUCACGGAACUCCAACGAAGCUUAAUUUAAAUACAUGUACAAAUAAACAUAGAAGCACAGAUAUAGACAGUCACAAACAGAAAGGAAUGUGAAGUUUUGUUUUAAGAUUGAUGGCCCUUGGUGCUAUUAUUACUAAAGCUUUCCAUCAAAAAUUGAAACAGCUAGAAAUUAGUAAAUUCUCACCAAAUGUCUGACAAGGAGAAUCUGUCCUUUACAUCGGAGGAUGAUGUCAACACUAGUCAUUUUAUUAAUGAAAUGAAUCGCCUACGCUUACAUAAUCAGCAACUACAAGUGGAUCUAGAAACAGAACAUGAUACAGUAAAAAAACUAAAAAAGAAAUUAAACAGUCUGGAAAAACAUAAGCUUGAAUCAACAUCUAAAAAUAACAAUGAGCUAGCAUCACUUGAGACUCAACUGGCAAAAGUCAGAGCAGAAGUAGAGAAAGGAGAGGCAAUAAGGCAAAAUUUGGAAUAUGAACUUACAAAAAGCCAGAGAGAGUUAAGUCACAUAAAACAAGCCACACAAGAAAGAGAAAGUGUUUUGAUGGAAGGAACUGAUGAUUUAAAACAGAAGAUUACAGAACUAACCAAUGAAGUCAAACUUUUGAAACAAUCCCUUCAGAACAUUCAGGAGUCAUCAGAGGAACGUGAAUCUAAGCUAAAAAAUCAAAUUGAAGAUGGGAACAAUAAGCUAUCCCAAGCUAUGGCAGAUCUGGAGUCAGUUCGAAGAGAAAAACUGAAAAUGAGUGAACUAUGUCAGCAACAUUCCAGUCUGAUAACAGAACUAAAUGAAAAUCUUCAUGAGUUUGAAACUGAUAAAAGAAAUGUUUUGGAAAGUCUCAGGCGGGCCACUGCUGAGAUUGAAUAUGCUAAAGACAAUGAUGCCAGACUUAGAAUAGAAUUAGAGAAUGCUUUUACUCGAAUUAAAACCCUUGAAGAAAAUAUUGAAAUGGAGAGAAGUUCUCAUCUGGAGACGAAGUUUAACUCUGAAAUUGUCCAGCUUCGGGUGCGAGAUUUAGAAAGUGCUUUGGAAGUUGAGAAAUCUGCAAACUUUGAGGCAAAUAAGGCAAUUGAGAGAUUGUCCCAACAAAGCAGAGAAUUGGAACAAGUCUAUGAAGAAGAAAGAAAAAUAAAGAAAGAAAUUGUACACAAGCUAGAGAAAUCAGAAAAAGAACAUUUGUCAGCAAAAAAGCAACUUGUAUCUGAGAUAGAAGACAAAAAAGCUGCUAUUAACAACCUUUCGAGAGAACUUGAGAUUCAUCAGAAAAAUUUCAAUGAACUGAAGUCUGAGCUUGGAAAGACUAAAAAACGUCAAAUGUUUUUAGAAGAAACUUAUGAGGGCUCAAUUAAAGAGUUGGAGUUUUUGUCACAGACCUUUCAUUUUGAUGACAAAAAGCUGAGAAUGUCUCAAAAGGAAGAAGUGACCAAUGAUUCCAAGGGGAAGAAAGUGACUAACCCAUGUAUUGUUGUUGAUAAUUUUAAACAGUUGCUCAUUCAGGUGAAGAAAAAAAUGGAUUCUCAAACAGAUGAGAUAAAUAAAAUUAAAAAAUCUUUAGAGAAGCUUUCGAAAGAGCUUGCAGCCAGCAAAGAGUUAAUCAAAGCCAAGGAAAAAUCAAUAGAGGAAAAUCAACAAAGACUAUCUAAAACAACAAAAGAUCUUAAGAAAUCAAGAUCCAACUAUGCUGACCUUGAAGCAACAAUUGGUAAGUUAAAGACAAGUCUACAAGUCAAUGCCAAUAAUCAAGAUAAAAAUAAAAGCCGCAUUCAGGAAUUAAGUGAAGAGAUUAUGAAACUAGUCAAAAGACAUCGAACUGAAGAAGAGGAAAAAUUAUCAUUUCUCCAUGGGCUUUAUCAACGAUUACACUCUUGCCAUCUGGUGGAAGUGUUGCCAGAUAAGAAGUUUAACCAGUUUGCUUUUGAAGAUUUGAAAGACAUUAUUUAUGAACAAGUAGCACUUGUUAUAGAUACACUUCAGAUCACUGAGGAAAAGUUAAAAUCUUGUUUAGUGUCCAAUCAGGAAAAACAAGAUUUAUUAUCUGAACUCAAGCAGUCCCAUCAUGACCAAAUAAGUCGACUGAUGACUUCUGCCAGUGAGCGGGAACAAGCAUGGAGUCGGCAGAAAGAAGAACUUGAGCAGCACUACAAUCAGAUGAUAAAUGACCUCCAGUCAAGAACUCUUAAAACUCAGGCAAUUGCAGACCAAGCUUGGGAAAAAGUGAGAGCAACUGGCAAUGUCCAGCAAGGUUUAGAAUCAGAAGUUUCAGAACUUAGGCAAGAAAUCAAAGAAUGUCAGGCCAGCAAUUCUUCCCUGCUUUCUGCCUGUGCCUUGCUGGUAGGAGCAUUUUACCCCUUAUACACUCGAGCUUCCAUGUUGUCUGCUGAGCGUCGAAUUUUAGAUGAAAUGUAUACAUCAUGGGAAAACUGCAGAGAGCAAGGCAUUUACUUGAACACGGUACUGGGAUCUGGAAAAGAUUUUAAGCAGAACAAGCCUCUUAUGAAGGGGAAGAAAUUUCAAAGCAAGAAGAGCCCCAUUCUGAGGUUUAGAGUUUUUGUGCUGUCUGUGAUAGCUGCCAACAGACUUGUUUACUUUAGCAAGGAGUCCCCCAGUUGUUUCUAUACAUACUCAUCAAAUAUUGGUUAUGCUGGUCUCACUGUUAAAGUUGGAGGACAGACAAAGAAAUAUACCAAGUUUUCAGGGGUGCUGAAUUUUAAAGAGAGUGAUUCAACUUUUGACUCGGAAACUGCUGAGGAUGAAAGAAACACUCUCUCUUUUUGGCUAAAGAGUCCAGUAUUACAACAGACUAUAUUAAAUUGUAUGAGUGAACUGCAGGAUGUGAUGUUUGACAACAAAAAGGAAAUAAAACAUCCAGAGUCUUCUGUACUUGUUGCUGCGGCCAAGUCUUCAUUGAGUAAAUUAAUUGACAGACUUUAUAACCUCUUUCCUUCACCAACUCACCCCACACAGACUUCACUGCGGGACAGAACUUCCUUGGUACGCAAACUGGAAAAACAUUUGUCACAUAUUCUUGGUGAGACACCUGAACACCUCAAAGGCAACUUGAUUUCAUCUCAGGAAAUAAUGAGUAAUCUUCAAAACCACAUAUUAGAUUUGACUUUGCGUCUCCACAAUGCUGAGAAAGAAAGACGACAUUAUCUUGCAGAACUGAAUGAACUUAAAGAUCAGAUAGGAGAUGAGAGUUCUGAACAAUAUUCAGAGGAGAAAAAAAGUGCUUCAAAAAAUGCCAAAUAUGUUCCAAUGUCCAAGUUUGAACAAGUGUGUCUGGAACUAAGUAGCGCCCUGCGCAGGGAACAGAAGGCACAGUCACUGUUACAAGAACAAAGUAAACAGUUGACUGAGUUGACUUCCCAACUGGACCUGUGCACUUCAGACUUAAUGGAGAAGCAGAAACUUUUGGUUCAAGCACAGGAAGCAUUAUCUGAGACUCAGAAAGAACUAAGGCAUAAGGAGCAAAGUCUGCGCCAGAUGAACCGACUUAUGAGUCAGUUUGAGUAUGAAAAAGAUUCACUUCAAAGUAAUCUCAAAGAUGCUGAGAGUGCUUUGAGAAGCUCUUUUAGAGACAAAGAAAUUUUGGCUCAGUACAUUAAAAAUGUUGAACUCAUUUUAGAAAACGCAAAGAAGCAAAAUUUGGUCAUAAAUACAUCAAAGUCUGGUGAAGGGGAAAUGACAUUGGCUUGUUUACUUUUGGAUGCUCAACUGAUACCUCAGGAUAUCGGGAGAACUGGACCAGAGCUAAUAGCUAUUCAGAAUCUUGUAGGAAGUUUUGUAGAUGCCCAAAACCAAGCCAUUAAUAAGAUCAGAGCUCUUCAGACAGAAAUAACUUCACAUCGUGAUCACAUCAGCAUUUUAAAACAAGAGCUAAAUAAUGCAGUUAACAGAGAAUUUCACCAAAAGAUUGGAGAGAUCAAAGAGUUUGAAACUUCAACAACUAUAACUGAUUCACAAGAUUUAGCCUCAACUUCUUUAAGGCCAAGCUCUGGUGUUUUAUUUGACACGUCACAAUCUAAAACUCAUCUCAUUUCCCCUCCUCUUCUUCAAAACACAAAGUCAGCAUUUCAUACAGUCAAAUCAAAAAAUAUGCAGACAUCUAAAGAAUUCUCAAACCAUAAAUAAAUCAAAUGUGGGUCAAAGUUUAACAGCAUUAAUGGCAAAGUGCAAUUCCCUUCUCUGUACUACUGCAUUAACAAAGACUUGUUUAACAUCUAUUUCAUGAAGCAGUGACUGCAUGCAAAUUUGAUACAUAUGGAGUGUGAUGCAAAAUAAGCCUUUGUUGAACAAUGAAUCAGACACUCAUUCAGUUGAGUUCCAUUUCACAGUUUAACAUUGUCUACUAAACAAGUUCAAAAAGGAGAAGACAAAAUAUUUGAGAAGUUGUUUACAUUUUUUUUUCAUUUAAAUUUUUUGCAUUGCAAAAUUCAGAUUAAUCCAUUUUCAAUAAUUGUCAAGACAAUGCUUAGUAUCAAAAUUUUGUUAGAAUUUAAAAUAUAUUGAUUAAAUGUAAAAUGGAACACAGCUUGGGGAAGUCUCAAUAAUUUUUUUCAAGGCUUUAUGAAUUGCACCCAUAAAUAACUGCCCAUAUUUCUGUAUUAUGUGAUAUACUCUGUAUAAACUCAUUAAACAUUUUGUGGUUUUACUUUUAGUUGCCAUAUUUCAUACAAAAAUAAUUGCUUCAAGAAUUAUUGUAUUCACAAUUGAUUGAUGUAUUAAUUAUAACUAACAUUUAUUUGCUAAUGUACUUUUUACUACAUAAUUACCAUUAUAUUUUUGUGAUAAUUGUUGUGUUUUCAAAACCCUAAUGUAAUGGUAAUGAUUAUACAUAUUUAUAUUUGAUAUUAAACCCAACUAUAUUGUUAA
This is a messenger RNA of Biomphalaria glabrata, 4897 nucleotides long. Its product is annotated as coiled-coil domain-containing protein 171-like. Bases 212 to 4156 code for a protein of 1314 amino acids. The record is from RefSeq and is a predicted model, not a curated record. The transcript is spliced from 32 exons. Lineage: Eukaryota; Metazoa; Mollusca; Gastropoda; Planorbidae.